ACAACGUACGCUAUUUCGAUCAAGCUAGAAUAACUUUCUGUUCAAACAUUGCAACAAGUGGAUUUCCAACAAAAUUAACUAGACGACAAGCUGAUAUCCACAGUGACAGAGUUCAUUCCGUAUUAGACCCUCGAGAAAACCAUGUGUAUUACACAUUUACGUCUGCAGCAAAACUAAUCACUCCAAUUCUGUAUUAUUUAUAAAAUUACAAAACAACAAAAUGGCAAAAACUGUGAUAUCAUCAUCGUCAGACGAAAACAGCGAUAUUGGAAUACAGUUUGAAGCACGCAACUGUGGAAGCGAAAGGAGCGAAACGCCAAAAAUGCAACACAACUCAAAAGACUUUCGAAUAUUGGAUUACUUGAGACGAAACCUCGCUAUCGUGUCGGUUUGUGCCCUCAGCAUAGUGACUGUGCUUUUAAUCGUGACCAUAAUUAUUCUUUUGCAAAAAAAUUUUGUGCCAGUCGCUGUUAAACCAGUGGAACCCUCACCAAUAACGCCAAUAGAAAACUUGACCCUCCCCCAUGAACUGAAGAUCGUUUCGCGCCUCGAGUGGCUCGCGCAACCCCCCAUCGAACCAGCUACACCCCUUCACACCCCCGUGCCAUACGUUAUAAUCCACCACACAGCAACCGAGAACUGUUCUUCUCAAACCCAAUGCGUCUUCCACGUCCGCGACAUCCAAAUGUACCACAUCGAAAGUCGCGGCUGGUGGGACAUCGGCUACAAUUUCCUCGUUGGGGGUGAUGGCAAAGCCUACGAAGGACGGGGUUGGAAGUCCGAGGGGGCUCACACGUUCAGGUACAACGUCCGAAGCAUAGGAAUUGCUUUCAUUGGGAAUUUCAAUACUUACAAGCCACCUCAGAGACAGAUCGCUGCUUGCAAACACUUGAUUGCGAAAGGGGUUGAAAUGGGAUAUAUUGAGAAGGAUUACAUAUUGUUGGGGGCAAGGCAACUGCACACUACGAGAAGUCCGGGGGAUAAAUUGUACGAAGAGAUGAAAAAGUGGGACCAUUGGGCCAGAGGUCCUUGAGGAGCUGUGAUUUGUGGAAUACAUGAAAAACACUAAAUAAUAAUUAAAUUAUCUCAAUGUAACCUUCAAACAUUACUUGAUACGUGAUUGAC
Zophobas morio is the source of this 1125-nucleotide messenger RNA. Its product is annotated as peptidoglycan recognition protein-like. Gene Ontology annotation, biological process: peptidoglycan catabolic process. The record is from RefSeq and is a predicted model, not a curated record. Bases 221 to 1033 code for a protein of 270 amino acids. Gene Ontology annotation, molecular function: N-acetylmuramoyl-L-alanine amidase activity; zinc ion binding. The transcript is spliced from 2 exons. NCBI's taxonomy places the organism in Eukaryota, Metazoa, Arthropoda, Insecta, Coleoptera, Tenebrionidae.